CAUCCUGGUGCAGCCGAGAGGCGCGGAGCCCGCCGGGGGCGGCAGUCGCGCCGCAGCGCCCGCUCGCUGAACUGCGUGGGCAGGCGGGCAUUGGGGCUCCAGGGCGCUCCGAGGGCAGAGUGCCCAGACUUCUCCGGGGAGCCCCAAUUCCGUGGAGCGUCCAGAGCGAGCGCGCCCCAGCCCCACCGGACCUUGCGCUCAUCCCCCGCGUACCCCACUUCUACACAAACUUUUUUGACACCCUCACCCGGGGGGGUCGCGGAGGGCGCUGGGCUGCCCGCUGGGCUCCUGCCCCGCCGGACCCUAGCCACGCUUGACCUCCUGCCUCUCGUAGCCUCAGUGGCGACCUCUCCAGGCCGGGCCGGGCACGGCACCCCAGGCGAGCGCGGCAACGACCGCUGCUCUCCGAAGGCUCCCGCGCCCCCCGGGGCAGCUGGGCGGGGUAAUGCCCUCGGUGAUGGAGAAGCCGAGCGCGGGCUCCGGGAUCCUGUCCCGCAGCCGGGCCAAGACGGCGCCCAACGGCGGACAACCCCACUCGGAGGAUGACAGCAGCGAGGAGGAGCACUCGCACGACAGCAUGAUCCGCGUUGGAACCAAUUACCAGGCCGUAAUUCCGGAGUGCAAGCCUGAGAGCCCUGCACGCUACAGUAACAAGGAGCUGAAGGGGAUGUUGGUGUGGUCGCCCAACCACUGUGUGUCAGAUGCCAAGCUUGACAAGUACAUUGCGAUGGCCAAGGAGAAGCAUGGUUACAACAUCGAGCAGGCACUGGGCAUGCUCCUGUGGCACAAGCAUGACGUAGAGAAGUCACUGGCUGACCUGGCCAACUUCACCCCGUUCCCGGACGAGUGGACGGUAGAGGACAAGGUGCUGUUUGAACAGGCCUUCGGCUUCCAUGGCAAAUGUUUCCAGCGGAUCCAGCAGAUGCUGCCUGACAAGCUGAUACCCAGCCUGGUGAAGUAUUACUACUCUUGGAAGAAGACCCGCAGCCGGACCAGUGUGAUGGACAGACAGGCUCGGCGGCUGGGGGGCCGAAAGGACAAAGAAGACAGUGAUGAGCUUGAAGAGGGACGAGGAGCCGUGAGUGAGGGGGAGCCGGACGCUGGAGACCCCAAGAGAGAGCCUCUGCCCUCUCGGCCCCUGAAUGCCCGCCCAGGUCCAGGAAAGAAGGAGGCCCAGGGGUCUCAGUACCGCCACCAUCCGCUGCGAACUCGGCGGCGCCCUCCCAAGGGCAUGUACCUGAGCCCCGAGGGCCUCACUGCCGUGUCAGGGAGCCCGGACCUUGCCAACCUCACACUUCGAGGCCUCGACUCCCAGCUCAUCUCCCUCAAGCGCCAGGUGCAAAGCAUGAAACAGACCAACAGCAGCCUCCGCCAGGCCCUGGAGGGGGGCAUCGACCCGCUCCGCCCCCCCGAGGCCAACACCAAGUUCAACUCCCGCUGGACCACGGAUGAGCAGCUUUUGGCAGUACAAGCCAUCCGUAGGUAUGGCAAAGACUUUGGGGCUAUUGCAGAGGUGAUUGGGAACAAGACUCUGACCCAGGUGAAGACCUUCUUUGUGAGCUACCGGCGCCGCUUCAAUCUGGAGGAGGUGCUGCAGGAAUGGGAGGCCGAGCAGGAUGGGGCCCCUGGAGCCCCCCCGGUCCCCAUGGAGGAGGCUAGGAGAGGGGCUCCCUUGCCAGCCCCGGCCCUAGAGGAAGACGAUGAGGUCCAGAUUACAUCUGUGUCGACAUCAGGACCCCGAUCGGGGCCCCCUGCGCCGCCCCCUCCUCCGCCUCCCACCUCGCUGUCCCAGCCGCCGCCACUGCUGAGGCCACCUUUGCCCACGGCUCCCACCCUGCUCCGCCAGCCACCCCCACUCCAGCAGGGCCGCUUCCUCCAGCCCCGGCUGGCCCCCAACCAGCCCCCACCACCUCUUAUCCGCCCUGCCCUGGCUGCCUCCCGCCACGGUGCCCGCCCCGGCCCUCAGCCCGCACCCACCCUGGCUGGAGCCCCCCUGGAGCCUCCAGCACCCUCGCUCUGAGCCCCGAGGCCCUCCGCCAACCAGAGGCUCCAGAACCCCUUUGCCGGACGUCCUCGGGGACCUCCAGCUUCACUGAGGACAGAAGAGCCCAGAGCUCUCGCCAGGUCUUUCGAAGACCCAGCGCUGCCGACAGGGGCACAGCCUGGACCCCCGCGGGUUCUGCACGUCUUUCUGGCAGCCAGCCUGUCUCCACCCCCACCCCAGCCAGGGUCUGGGGCCUUCUGAGGCUGGCCCGAGGGUACUUUUCCUGGCUGGGACUGGAACGGCUGCCUCCUAGUCUGCCAGGGCCUGGCCUAGGGGUCCUGCCCUUCGUGUGUAGGGGGUAGUGACCAUAGCCUGGGGGGGGGGGCGGAGAGGACAGUUUAGUGUGUUGGCUG
Molecule: messenger RNA, 2397 nt
Organism: Lagenorhynchus albirostris (white-beaked dolphin)
Lineage: Eukaryota; Metazoa; Chordata; Mammalia; Artiodactyla; Delphinidae
Gene: RCOR2
Product: REST corepressor 2
Exons: 12
Coding region: 446-2020 (524 amino acids)
Biological process (GO): negative regulation of DNA-templated transcription; regulation of transcription by RNA polymerase II
Cellular component (GO): histone deacetylase complex; transcription regulator complex
Molecular function (GO): transcription corepressor activity
Source: RefSeq, a predicted model, not a curated record